GAUGACGGAGCUGUUGCUGUUGUUCCUGUGUGCGGUGUUGGUGUUGUGUGUGGUGAUCAGUGUGAGGGGUGGUCCUGUCCCCCCUGUCCUGUACUAUAGGAAGUCCAGUCAAUUUGUGGCCGGACUCCUCACGGCGUGUCCAAUCUUCCUCCAACCGUACACGCCCACUCGCCUGUGGGGUCGAAGUGGCCACGUCCAGACUAUAGUGUACAGCAAGAUAGAGCGGCUGUAUCACCCGAACCUUGACGGGAGACGCCAUGAACGUGUCCUGCCUGACGGCGCGACGUCAACGUUUGACGUGUACGAAGUUGCACGCGAACACCCGUCUGGAGGCGACUACUCCAUGUUGGUUUGCCCCGGUAUCGCCAACAGCAGCGAAAACCCCUACAUCCGGACCUUCGCCGACGCGGCUGUGAGAGGUGGCUACAGGGUGGCGGUGCUUAAUCAUCUCGGCGUUCUGGCCGACCAGAAACUCACAUCACCUCGGGUCUUUGAUUAUGGAAGUACUCAGGAGUUCCAUCACAUGGUGGAGGACAUGAGAAAGAUCUAUCCAAACAGCAGCUUCCUGGCCGUCGGCUUCAGCAUGGGCGCCAACAUCAUCACCAAGUAUCUCGGGGAGCACCCUGACCACCAGAAACACUUCAUCUGUGGGAUGUCCCUGUGUCAGGGAUACGACAUUGCCAGUUUCAACAAAUGCUUGGAGCGUUCCGCAUUGAUGCGGCUCUACAACAACACCAUUGCUAAGAAUGUGAAGACGUUACUGCGACGUCACAGGGACGUGUUAUUCAGCUCAGAGGCUGAGCGGAGGUACGGCAAGACGGAUGUAGACCAAGUCUUCAAUUCAGCAUCACUGUUUGAUCUGGCCAAGACAUUCAGUUGCAGACGUGCAGGGUUUGAGGACCCGGAUGAGUACUACACAUGGGGAAGCAGCGCCACCUAUCUGGAUAAUAUUACAAUACCCAUGUUGUUUCUAAAUACCCUUGAUGAUCCAGUCGUGUCGCCGUCUGUACACGGUAUAGCGAGGAAGUUUGCAGAAACACAUGACAACUGCCUAUUUGUGGUAACGCGUCAUGGCGGCCAUCUUGGAUUCUACGAGGGUGGAUUUUUUGUUCCAAGUCACGUGACCUGGCUGGAAAGGGCUGCGUUGGAGUACGCCGGUGCUGUUGUCACGCUCAUCUCUAGGGAGAGGUAGCGUUGGCUCCAACAUGCGUUCCCACAUAUGUGGUUCAGCGGCCAGACAUGCGUCUUAUUAAGGUCAAUGACCUCCCAGUCAUAUAUCAUGUCAGACUUUGGGGGUGGUAAUAUCUCCCAAAACCACGUGUCUGUGUGGCAGCGUAGACGUACAAGAACCACGGCUCCCUUGUCUUUGUCCGAACUGAACUGUUAACUGGCAUUGUUACAUUUUUAGUAACUGUUUUCACUUUGAGACGGUAUCGUUUUUAGGUUACUACUUCCAAAUACUAUUUUGUGUGUGAAAGGAUGACCUGGCUUUUCUUUUUUCACAAACAUUUUUUUCAGGCCAUAGAGCCUG
This is a messenger RNA of Haliotis rufescens (red abalone), 1531 nucleotides long. RefSeq names its product monoacylglycerol lipase ABHD2-like. Gene Ontology annotation, cellular component: sperm plasma membrane; sperm flagellum. The record is from RefSeq and is a predicted model, not a curated record. Bases 2 to 1192 code for a protein of 396 amino acids. Gene Ontology annotation, molecular function: monoacylglycerol lipase activity; acetylesterase activity. NCBI's taxonomy places the organism in Eukaryota, Metazoa, Mollusca, Gastropoda, Lepetellida, Haliotidae. Gene Ontology annotation, biological process: medium-chain fatty acid biosynthetic process; steroid hormone receptor signaling pathway; acylglycerol catabolic process. The transcript is spliced from 8 exons.